AUGACGCCCCGAACGCUCCCGAUGAUGGCGACGAGCCCGCUUAAGGACGCGAUGGCGUCGGAGCUCAAGGGCAAGCCGGUCUCGCCGUACGUCAAGAUGGCCGCGGGCAUGGCGGGUGGCGUCGCCGAGGCGUGCUUGCUCCAGCCGCUCGACGUGACCAAGACGCGUCUCCAGCUCGACCGAACGGGGCAGUACAAGGGCAUGAUCGACUGUGGCAAGACGAUCUACCGCACCGAAGGCGGCGCCGCGCUCUACAAGGGUCUCUCGCCAUUCAUCAUGCACCUUACGCUCAAGUACGCGCUGCGCUUUGGCUCGUUUGCCAAGUUUAAGGAGCUCCUCGGCGCCGGCGAAGGCCAGCUCGAAGUGUGGAAGACACUCAUCAACGGCCUCGUCGCGGGCUCGCUCGGCCCGUGCUUGAACUCGCCCAUGGACGUCAUCAAGACGCGGCUCAUGGCACAGGAGACGGUCAAGGGCGUUGAGCCCAAGUACCGCGGCUUUGUCCACGCGUUCGGCGUCAUUGCGCGCGAAGAAGGCAACGCGGCGCUCUGGAAGGGCCUCGUGCCACGCCUGACGCGCAUGGCGCCAGGCCAAGCCAUCACGUGGACCGUCGUCAUGCGCGUCACGUCCUUCUUUGAAAACAACUAA
Molecule: messenger RNA, 645 nt
Organism: Saprolegnia parasitica CBS 223.65
Lineage: Eukaryota; Oomycota; Saprolegniomycetes; Saprolegniales; Saprolegniaceae
Exons: 2
Coding region: 1-645 (214 amino acids)
Biological process (GO): succinate transport; fumarate transport; transmembrane transport
Source: RefSeq, a predicted model, not a curated record